Vicia faba (fava bean) is the source of this 666-nucleotide messenger RNA. The record is from the annotation of a GenBank genome assembly. NCBI's taxonomy places the organism in Eukaryota, Viridiplantae, Streptophyta, Magnoliopsida, Fabales, Fabaceae.
AUGCCACACACAUUGUUAACCCUUCAUCAUUCCAUCAAACACCCUUACAUCACAGCAACCUCCAUCUUCCAAUUCCCAUCAUCACCUAUCAUCUCCCUUCCACGGAACCACCAUCAACACAACAACCCACCUUCGUUCAGCAUAAUACCCUCUCCUCUUUACACCACUUGUAAUUCUCGACGACGAAUCCAAAUUUCAUCUCUCUCUGCGUUUCACUCUCUUGUCGAUGAAAUUAAAUGGAAGAUGCAGAUGGAAGAAGUAGAAGCGAUUCUCGAGAAAAUCUGGGACUUACACGACAAACUCAGCGACGCCAUUCAUUCCGUUUCGCGAUCUCAUUUUCUCGCUUCGGUUAAAACCGUAACGAACUCUUCUCAGACUAUAAACGACGCGGUUGCCACCGAAACGACACUAGACGGUGCUGGUUUUGUUUUCGUCAAGGACUUUCGGCCGCGGGAUGAGGAUGCUGAUGACGCUGUCAAUGAAGCCAAGAGUCUUAAUGCUAUAAGGACCGCGCUCGAGAAUCUUGAAGACCAGCUCGAGUUUUUCCAUACCAUUCAGACUCAGCAGCGUGUUGAAAGAGAUGCUGCAAUUGCUCGUCUGGAACAGAGUAGAAUUGUUCUUGCAAUGAGACCGGCGGAGCAUGCAGUACUACCAGAGGCUUCUUAG